AUGAGUGAACGAGAUGUAGAACGCUUAAGAGAAAGUGUUUGGUUCCAAAAUCGACGAGCAAAAUGGCGUAAACAACAGAAGUCUGGUUGUGAGCCUUUCUCUGGCAGAGGCAGGUCGCCUGAUGAGAGAUCACCCACAGCUCUGGCGCUCGAAAUGAGAGAUUUCAUCACUAUACCUGUAUCAUCAACACAAAUGGUUAACAUCCAUUCGGAUACAUCCAAUCAGAACAGUUACAGUACAAAGAAGCAGCCAGCACCUGCUAUUCAUAUAUCAGCAUUACCGAACAGACAGAAUCCUCAAAUGGAACUACCGUCAUUCUCAAUACCACUCCAAUACAACCUCGGCACUUUCAAAAAGAUCGGAGAAGACGUACAGCUUGAUCUAGAACCAACACCAGAAGCUGUCCAUCAAUCGCAAUGGGAUGCAAGAAUGAUACCAAACUUUAGUCUCAUGAAUUUAAAGCCUCUUUUAGACAAUAGAGAUAAUAUAGAUAUGAGUGAAUUGAAAUAUGAUGUUAAGAAUGAAAGCAGCAGAGUUAAUUUUAAUGAAAUACAAGGUGAAGUGGUGCAAGCGACAACAAUGGAUGCAGACGAUAUUCUAGGCAAAAGUGUUAGCGAAGGACAGACCAUUUCUCCAGAUUUCAAUAUAGAAAGAUAUCAGAAUUACCAAACUGAUACCGAGAAGAGAUUUAGAGACACUAGUUUUGAUGAAGGUAUGAUCGAAGACGGAAGACACGAUUUUGUGUGUGACAACGAUUUCUUAUGUAAAAAUAAUUACGAAAAGGUUGAUGAAAAACGGAACGAGUUCGAGGAGUGUCAUUUGUUAGAUACAGACGGUAACGUAGGUAUUAGUAAUUUUGACAGUAAUUUGUGA
Molecule: messenger RNA, 873 nt
Organism: Diatraea saccharalis (sugarcane borer)
Lineage: Eukaryota; Metazoa; Arthropoda; Insecta; Lepidoptera; Crambidae
Source: the annotation of a GenBank genome assembly